AUGGUGGUGUACUCGUUCUAUAUCUUUGAUCGACAUGCCGCAUGCAUCUACAAGAAGACCUGGCUUCCCUCUUCGUUUUCAUCCUCUGUCACCCCGGCACGACCGUCCUCACAGCCCUCACAGCCCUACGUCAACGGUGGACUCCAAGCACGCGCUGCACUGAGCGCGGACAAUGAUGCGAAGCUUGUCUUUGGAACAGUAUUCUCGUUGCGGACUAUGGUGCGAAAACUAGGAGGAGAAGAUGAUAGUUUUCUUUCCUAUCGAACAUCGCAAUACAAACUUCACUACUACGAGACUCCCACCAAUAUCAAGUUUGUUAUGCUCACGGAUACAAAGUCCGGCUCUAUGAGGAUUGCACUGCAGCAGAUCUACGUCAACUGCUAUGUUGAGUAUGUGGUCAAGAACCCGCUCUCGCCAGUUGAGCAUCCCGGCGGUCUGGGCGUCAACAAUGAGCUUUUUGAAGCGAGCUUGGAACAAUUCGUGGUAUGUUAG
Molecule: messenger RNA, 492 nt
Organism: Capronia epimyces CBS 606.96
Lineage: Eukaryota; Fungi; Ascomycota; Eurotiomycetes; Chaetothyriales; Herpotrichiellaceae
Exons: 3
Coding region: 1-492 (163 amino acids)
Biological process (GO): endoplasmic reticulum to Golgi vesicle-mediated transport
Cellular component (GO): TRAPP complex
Source: RefSeq, a predicted model, not a curated record